AUGCUUCCUAGAGUUAACAUCCACUGUCCUUUCUUUCAAACAGAGUCCAGCCAGACAUGUUCCAAUGUAAUCCGUAUCCACACUGCCAGUUACGGGCGGAGAGAUAAAACCACCUGCUCUGCUGGACGCCCUGCGAAUCAACUCAGCAAGACCGACUGCUCUGCAUCUACAACGCUCCCUAUACUGUGUUCCUCCAAAAUGUGUGUGUGUGUGUGUCUUACAAGAUUUACGAUAUCUCUUACAGACUCAAGCCAGAUAUGUGAAGCCCAGACCAAAACAAUCAAUUGUGGUCCCCACAAUGUGUUCAAGAUUCAUGCAGCUAAUUACGGACGGACAAACUCCACCAUCUGCUCUGAUAACCAACCUCCACACAAAAUCGACAACACCAACUGCUCUUCAUCCAACACAUUGUCUGUUGUCAAGGAGAGCUGUGACGGACGGCUGCGCUGUUCGAUAAAGGCCUCCAACAGAAUCUUCUCCAAUCCGUGCCCUGGGAUCUACAAAUACCUGGACAUCUCUUAUAGCUGUGUUCCUCUCACAUCCAGCAAGACAUGUGAGGGCAACAUCAGCACACUGGACUGUGGACUAGACGUGAUAAAAAUCCAUGCUGCUAACUACGGGCGGACUGACGGACACACCUGCUCUGUUGGACGAGCUGCAGAUGAGGUCACCAAUACCCGCUGCCGCACCUCACUUGCCCUAGGCAGAGUCAAGGACAGGUGUGAUGGAAAGGAGAGAUGCACACUGGUGGCAUCAAACCAUUUCUCAAACGGGAGAGACAGAUGUCCUGGGACCUACAAGUACCUGGACAUCUCCUUCAGCUGCGUUACUGAAAUGUAGUCCCUCACUGUCCGAGAUUAAGCAAUAGAGCA
Clupea harengus (Atlantic herring) is the source of this 872-nucleotide messenger RNA. Its product is annotated as L-rhamnose-binding lectin CSL3-like. The record is from RefSeq and is a predicted model, not a curated record. The transcript has 9 exons. Lineage: Eukaryota; Metazoa; Chordata; Actinopteri; Clupeiformes; Clupeidae. The coding region runs from base 1 to 840 and encodes 279 amino acids.